Acomys russatus (golden spiny mouse) is the source of this 908-nucleotide messenger RNA. RefSeq names its product TLC domain containing 3A (gene Tlcd3a). The transcript has 5 exons. Gene Ontology annotation, cellular component: membrane; endoplasmic reticulum. NCBI's taxonomy places the organism in Eukaryota, Metazoa, Chordata, Mammalia, Rodentia, Muridae. Gene Ontology annotation, biological process: lipid homeostasis. Bases 46 to 819 code for a protein of 257 amino acids. The record is from RefSeq and is a predicted model, not a curated record.
GGAGCACGCCGCGCGCAGCGAGCGACCGCACUCGCACCCGCAUCCAUGCUGCUGACGCUGGCCAGCGGCGCGCUCUUCUUCCCGGGCCUCUUCUCGCUCAGCAUCUGGGCGCUGCGCCGCGCGCGGCCCGGAUGGACAGAGAACGACUGCCUGACGGUCGGCACCAGGCUGGUGUCCUCUGUGCAGGCAGUGCUAGCCACCGGGGCGGGGCUCACCGUCAUCCUCUCCUGCAAAAACGUGAUCACCGACAGGCACUGGCUUGCCAGAGAAUAUGUAUGGUUCUUGAUCCCAUACAUGAUCUAUGACUGCUACGCCAUGUACCUCUGCGAAUGGUGCCGAACCAGAGACCGGAAACUCAGACGCGCCACCAUUUUCCGGAACUUCCUGGUUGAAAACCGCCUAAUGGUCACACAUCAUGUGGUCAUUCUAUUUGUCCUUGUGCCUAUUUCACAGAAGCUCCGGGGAGAGCUUGGUGACUUCUUUGUCGGCUGCAUCUUCACGGCAGAGCUGAGUACUCCCUUUGUGUCCCUGGGCAGAGUUCUGAUCCAGCUAAAGCAGCAGCAUACCCUUCUUUACAAGGUCAAUGGGAUCCUCACGCUGACCACCUUCCUGUUCUGCCGGAUCCUCCUUUUUCCCUUCAUGUACUGGUCCUAUGGCCAACAGAAAGGACUGAGCCCGCUCCGGGUGCCAUUUAAUAUCCCUUUACACUGCAACGUGGCCAACGCUGUCCUCAUCUCUCCCCAGCUGUACUGGUUCUCACUGCUGUGCAAGAAGGCAGCCCGGCUCUUUGACACUGCCAAAGUCAAAAAGGAUGGCUAGUUACUCUCAGGGGUCUGGCACUCACGCUGGCUGCCACCUCUACUCAGUAUUCCAAGGACCAGAUCAUGCCUGGGGUAGCCUCUGCCUUC